Molecule: messenger RNA, 405 nt
Organism: Caenorhabditis briggsae
Lineage: Eukaryota; Metazoa; Nematoda; Chromadorea; Rhabditida; Rhabditidae
Exons: 3
Coding region: 1-405 (134 amino acids)
Source: RefSeq, a predicted model, not a curated record
AUGGAUUCUCGCUUCCAAUUCUCUUCUUCAUCAUCAUGUUUCAAUCGUCCCACAAAACUGUCCAAAAACGUCAAAUUUGAGUUUUCGAGUCAGGAAAUCGCAUUGGAUCGUUUCAACACCACCCGAAUGGAACCUUUCUUCUCCAUUGGCCACACUAUUGGAAAGCAACUUAGUAAAUUAUGCGACGACUUUGACAAGGAGAUGAUGGCGCAUGCUCACAAAACGUCGAUCGUUGCAACUGUGAAAUCGCUAUGGAACGUCAUGUUCACCAACUUCUCUCCCCAAGAAGCUUUUUGUUUUGACGUAAAAAACAAGAACAGCCGCACUCGUCGCCAUUGCUCCGUUAUUGCCAAGCGUUGCCGAGUUCUCUUCUCCAAAGUUUUCAAUUUCAUCAUCAAGUGUUAA